Molecule: messenger RNA, 2871 nt
Organism: Sporisorium graminicola
Lineage: Eukaryota; Fungi; Basidiomycota; Ustilaginomycetes; Ustilaginales; Ustilaginaceae
Exons: 1
Coding region: 1-2871 (956 amino acids)
Biological process (GO): chromatin remodeling
Cellular component (GO): RSC-type complex
Molecular function (GO): protein binding; chromatin binding
Source: RefSeq, a predicted model, not a curated record
AUGUCGAAUCCGUACCAGCAGCAACAGGCCAUGGCUUCGGGCAGCAAUUCGCCUCUUGCCAUUCCUCCCGUCCCAAUCAAACGAGGACGUGGUCGACCUCCAAAGAACCGCGAUCCCAAUGCUCCCACUCCGGUCAAAUCCACCGUACCACCUCCACCCAAGCCCACACCGCAGCCUCGCACUUCGCACAUCACCUCACCACGUCUUCGAGCAGCUCAAAUUACAAGUGGGUAUUCCGCAACAGGCUCUCCCUUCCAGCCUCCUCCGCCCACCGGCUAUCCUUCGCAUAGUCUAGGUCCAGGCAUCCCGGAGCAGCAAAAUGUCUUCUAUCAGCCCAUGACAGGCGGUCCACACUCAUCUCCUCUCGCCGGCUCCAGCAAUGUGCCAUCCUUCCCACCGAUACCGACCUUCCAGCGCCAGCAGGAAUUGCAACAGCAGCAGAGUCAGCAGAAUAUCCGCGAGGCCCAGCAAGCAAGGGCGUCCAGUGCGCGCAGAGACAGCGCGGAGGCGUCCGCUGUGCCAACAUCGCCGGCGUCUUCGUCUGCCACCCAUCCUACCCCGGCUACAGCAUCGACGGCACAUCUCGAAGGCACCAUCAUGACCGCUGCCGGAGGCUCUAUCGGUGCCGGUCUCGGCCAGGCCGUGGGCAACGCUGGUGCAUCCUCUGCAAGCCGCACACGGCGCAAGACUGACGCCAACGAGCCGGAGCUCAAGCUGCCCGAACCUCACGACGCCGGUUGGAUGACCGAGCCUGCCGAUGCGAUUCAAGCUCAGCGUGCCUACUCCGCCAUCAUCGAUUGCAUUCGUAACUACGUCGAUGCAAGUGGGCGAAGACUCGCCGAGUCCUUCGAGACGUGUCCUGAUCCGGAGCUUGAUCCCGAGUUCUACGAAAAGGUCGAAAAGCCUACCUCGCUCUCCGCCAUCUCGCAACGCAUUCAAGAGGGCGAGUACCCGAAGGCGUCCGAUUUCGAGAUGGACAUGCUGCAGCUGUUUGAGAACGCACGCAGAUUGCAUUCCAUCGGCACCACACUCUACGGUGAUGCUGUAGUGCUGCAACGCCUCUACCACGAGAUCACCAAAGCCAAGCCAACUCGAAACGAGCCCAUCACCGCCGAGGCAGUCGUGGCAGCAGCAGCUCAAGCAGACGCAAGUCGCCACUUUUCGUCCAUCCCCUACGGCCCGCUCUAUGCCAGCGCAGGCUCCAACGGCGAUCUCACCACGCGCAUCAGCAGCAAGUCCAAGACGUACUACGAGCAUCUCAACCUCAAGGGCAAGGCGUUCCGCGUGGGCGACUGGAUUCACCUCAUCAACCCGUCCGACCCCACCAAGCCCAUCGUCGCGCAGAUUUUCAAGGUCCUUCGUCGCGAAGACGACGAUCCCGACCAGGGCUGGGUCACCGUCUGCUGGUACUACCGACCUGAGCAGACUUUCCACCCAGCGUCGAAAAAGUUCUUCAAGGACGAGGUGGUCAAAACUGGCUAUUUCGCCGAUCACCACAUCGAGGACAUUCUUGAAAAGAUCAUGGUCAUGUUCUACACCAAGUACAUCCGCGGACGGCCCAAGCCCGAAUAUUGGGAUCCACGCAGCCCGCUCUACGUCACCGAGUCGCGGUAUAACGAACAGCAGCGCGUCUUCCACAAGAUCAAGAGCUGGGCGAGCUGUGUACCCGAGGAAAUUCGCAAGGUCGAGACGCCGAUGAACUACUUUGAAAAGGCCAUCGCCCCACCGCCCAAGGAGGAGUCGCCCUUCCUUCGUGGCGUAGCUGGACCCGGUGCGUUGCGGGACGAAGAUACAGCCAACGGCGAACUGACCGAAUUCCCCGACCUGUUCAGAGAUGCUCCGGACGAAUUACGGCCGAAAAAGAAAGGGCGAGGAUCGGACGCCGUCGCUGCCGGCGAAGCCGCAAAUGAAGCAUUUACACGUCUGGCUUCGCUCGUUGCGGCAAGCAUCACUCCCGACCAGUACUUUCGCUUGCAACAGUUGCUCUCUACACCCCAAGCGGCUUCGAUCGACAUGUCGCAGCUCAGCCAUGAACUCGGAGGGGUCGAUGCCAAUCUGCUUUCGGAACUUCGCAACGCGGCUCUUGCGGCUGGUGUAGCCUCGGCGGGGCUCGACAAGGUUGUCUCCUCUGAUCUUACAAGCCAGCAAGCACAGGCGUCUGCUGCUGCUGCCCAGACACAGCCACCUACGGUGGGCAUCGUGGAUCUGGUGCGCUCGCAACGCGGUGAGGGCUUCUUUGCUGCACUUCCGCAAGAGACCCGCGACCUGUUUGCGGAUCAGCCCGGUGGGCAAGUCAACUGGUAUGCCGCUGCACCACUGGAUUUGCCGCUGCAACACGACCUACACAAGAACGGAUUCUACGCGCCUCAGCACGCGCACCUGCGCAAUCACACGCUCGACUACCUCUAUCACCAGGCUAGCACGGGCGGCGAGGGCGAUAUGACCUCGGAUCCGCAGGCGCGCAGUGGCGGUCGUUUCGGACCUUCACAGCCGCUGCAGCCUAGCGCUUCGGCGAACGGCGGCUCGACUCCACGCACCAUGGUGACGAGCUCUUCGCCGUAUGUGGCGCAAGCUGCUGGGAUGUACGAUUUCCUGGCGCCCAGCGCCCGCAACUCGCCUCUGAUGCGUGCGGGCUACGGAGGAGCGACUGGCAGCGUCGGCGUCGGUGCAGGUGGGUCCGGCAUCCCGGUGGCCAGCAGCAACGGCAGCACGGACGAAGCACUCACUCCCGUCAUGAACCAGAAUCAGGGCUGGUACGGCGGAAACGAAUGGGGUGAAGAUCCGCAGAAGACGGCCGAAGCAUUGGCCGAAUUUUCCAGCCACUAUGGCGGCGAGGGUAGUCAACUGAAUCUUUCUCACUACCUCGCGUAA